Molecule: messenger RNA, 750 nt
Organism: Leptinotarsa decemlineata (Colorado potato beetle)
Lineage: Eukaryota; Metazoa; Arthropoda; Insecta; Coleoptera; Chrysomelidae
Source: RefSeq, a predicted model, not a curated record
AGAACCACUGAUUUUCCAGUAUGGCCGAUGUAUUUUGACAGAGCUCUGUACCAUAUCGAAAUAGUUGGUCCCUGAAAACGAAUUGUACUUAAUUGUGUGUCUUCUUGAACAACAAACAUGAGCUCUCAGAGAGGAAAUGCGUCAAGGACGAGGCCUCAGAAGCACCAGAACCGUUCCGCGUUUAAAAACAACCUUCACGACACUAGUAACCGCACCAAACUCAUCAACUCGAUCCAAGUGAGCGAUGUUUGCAUGAGAUGCAAAGAGAUUAUUGAGUGGAAGAUCAAGUACAAGAAGUACAAGCCACUGACGCAGCCAAAGACGUGCGUCAAGUGCGGACAGAAGGCUGUCAAAAAGGCCUACCAUGUCAUGUGCAGUGAGUGUGGGAAGAAUCUGCGGUGCUGCACGAAAUGCUGUCAGGACAAAGAACUCGUGCAGGUCGAGCAGCCGAAAGAUGAACAGCCAAGAUUAGAUGCCGAACUGAAAGCACUGCUCCAAUCUUUACCUGAAAGAAAGAGAAGAACAUUUUUGAGGUAUAUGAAUAAGAAAGACAAAGGAGAGGAACCCAAAAUCGAUGCAGGAGAAGAAGACAGAAAGGAUUUGUUUGAUAAAUUGAAAUCUUUGAAGAUAGAAGAAGAUGACGAUGACUUGGAUUUCUCAGAUGAAGAAGAAGAGGAGAGCGGAGAAGACACUGAUGGGUCUUGAGAGAUGUAUAUUAGGUUUGAGAAUAAAAUUAGUGAAACAAUGAAA